This is a messenger RNA of Manis pentadactyla (Chinese pangolin), 6678 nucleotides long. RefSeq names its product ST3 beta-galactoside alpha-2,3-sialyltransferase 1 (gene ST3GAL1). Lineage: Eukaryota; Metazoa; Chordata; Mammalia; Pholidota; Manidae. The coding region runs from base 1314 to 2342 and encodes 342 amino acids. The record is from RefSeq and is a predicted model, not a curated record. Gene Ontology annotation, molecular function: beta-galactoside (CMP) alpha-2,3-sialyltransferase activity. The transcript is spliced from 10 exons.
CGGAGCGCAAGGCGAGAAAGAGGGAGGAGGAGGGGGCGAUGCGAGCUUCGCAGCGGGCAGCGCUCGGAACAGCGGCCCGCCUUUGACCCCCCGACCCCUCUCCCCGCAGAGCCGGGAACUCCCCCGUGUCUCCAGCCGCGACUCAGCCUUUUGGACCUGGAAAUACCAGUAGAAGUCAUUAGCAUCUCCAGGGGCUGUACUGAGCAAACGCUUUGAGCUUUGUGGCCAAGACAGUUCCAUCUGAGGACCAGAGAUGGACAGUGCCUCACCCUCCUGAGAUGAAGAAACUGAGGCUCAGAGCAGUUAAGGAGCUCUCCCCAGGUCACAUAGCGGACAUUGGGCCGUGCAGACGCCCGGGAAGCUCCCACCUUAUUUCAUGAUGAGUCCAGACGUGGCACAGCAGAGGACCGCAGCAGAUAGGUCUGGAGCGAAUCACAUGAAUGGAAGGAUCUUGCUUGGUUGAUGGCCCCGAGAAGUGGGCAAAAUCUGAUUCUUGGCCCCAUUUUCUUGUUGAAGGAAUGGUUCAGAGAGAGUAGGUAACUUGUUCACAGUCACACAGUAAAAGGGUGGGGCAGCCUGGUAAGAAUCAGAGUGUUCUGCGUCUCAGUCUGUGCUUUCUUGCUCACAUCUCUCCUCUGAAUGCGUGGCCCUCUCCCUUCAUGCACUUCUGCGUCCCUUCAUGCAAUGCGUGGGCCAGGUGACAGCCGCAGCAGUGCGAGAGACUGAACGUCCAUCCUCAUGGAGCUCCCGGCCCAGGGAGGGGACUGACAGACAACCCUCAGUGCCAUCCUCAAGCUGGCUGCUUCACCGCCACAUUGCUGGUCAAAGAUGAGAAAGACCAACUUCUAAUUAAGGAUCGUCACCAUCCUUUCCAGAGGACAGUGGCAAACACAGCUUCCCUCUGUCCUGCACUGUGACCCUCCUUCAAGGUCCCUCAACCCCUUUAGAUAGGAAAAGAAAUCACUGUUACGUAGUUUGAUUAAAGCUUCAAGAGACAGUAGCGGCUGUUUAGGAUUGCUGGCCAAGCAUGUUACUUUCUUCCCUGAAAAGACAAAUGUGCAGGAGGAGCCCUCCCACAAGAAGUGGGACGUCCACUUAGCCUCUGCCUGUCGAGGGAUGAUGCCCGGCACACCAGGGUGGCCAUCGCCCAGAGGAAGUGAAGUCAGCCGUAGCAGACCCGGAGUCCCUCUUUGGAAUCCCUGCCUCGCCUUGUGAUCGCGCCUCUGUCUCUGGGAUUUUUCUUCCAAAUUCUCCCCCAUUAGGUGCGAUUUCUUCCAGCCCGUGCCUGGGAGGCCCCCAUCAGAGACACAGAAAUGGCAGCCGUGAGGAGAAGGACUCUCAAAGUGCUCACCUUCCUUGUCCUGUUCAUCUUCCUCACCUCCUUCUUCCUGAACUACGCCCACACCAUGGUGGCCACCACCUGGUUCCCCAAGCAGAUGGUCAUUGAGCUCUCGGAGAACUUCAAGAAGCUCAUGAAGUACUCCCACAGGCCUUGCACCUGCGCCCACUGCAUCGAACAGCAGAAGGUCUCGUCCUGGUUUGAUGAUAGGUUCAACCGGUCCAUGCAGCCGCUGCUCACGGCCCAGAAUGCACUCUUGGAGGACGGCACCUACAGCUGGUGGCUGAGGCUCCAGCGGGAGAAGCAGCCCAGUAACUUGAAUGACACCAUCAAGGAUCUUUUCCAAGUUGUGCCUGGGAACGUGGACCCCCUGUUGGAGAAGAGGUUGGUGGGCUGCCGGCGCUGCGCCGUCGUGGGCAACUCGGGCAACCUGCGGGAGUCCUGGUAUGGACCACAGAUAGACAGUCAUGACUUCGUGCUGAGGAUGAACAAGGCCCCCACAGCAGGGUUUGAGGCUGACGUCGGGAGCAAGACCACCCACCAUCUCGUGUACCCCGAGAGCUUCCGGGAGCUGGCAGAGAACGUCAGCAUGGUCCUGGUCCCCUUCAAGACCACCGAUCUGGAGUGGGUGGUCAGCGCCACCACCACAGGCACCAUCUCCCACACCUACGUUCCUGUCCCCGCGAAGAUCAAAGUGAAAAAGAGUAAGAUCCUGAUAUACCAUCCAGCCUUCAUCAAGUACGUCUUUGACAGCUGGCUGCAGGGCCACGGGCGGUACCCGUCCACUGGCAUCCUCUCCGUCAUCUUCUCGCUGCACAUCUGCGAUGAGGUGGACCUGUACGGCUUCGGGGCCGACAGCAAAGGCAACUGGCACCACUACUGGGAGAACAACCCAUCGGCGGGGGCUUUUCGCAAGACUGGGGUGCACGAUGGAGACUUUGAGUCCAACGUGACGGCCACCUUGGCAUCCAUCAAUAAAAUCCGGAUAUUCAAGGGGAGAUGACGCUGGGAAGGGUCCAGGACUGAUGCACCGGAGCACACCUCUCCACACCCAGCCCCAGCUGCCUGUGGGGCCCACCUGGUCCGGGAGCUGUGAGGGCCAGCCUCAGGGGUGUGCCUGGUGCCCCUUGGAGCCUCUUGCACCCCAAUAUUUGGUAGCAGCUACUCAGCAAGGUCACCGAGUCCUGCCAGGGCUGCAGAGAAAGUCUCAGAACUGGUCUUGGGUGGGGCACAUCCUAUCCCUGGUGUCCCAGGCUGGGGGAAGGUAGGGAGACACAGGAGAGGUCCAGACUCCAAACACUUUGGCUUCUGAGGGAGGGGCAAGGUAGGGAAGACUUCCAAAUCAUACAGGAAAGGACAGUUUCCCAGGGAGCUCGGGCAGAGACCGUACCCUGCCGAGGACUCAGGGCUGGCACUCUGAUGCCUGCUGGAUGUUUCUGAGUGAGGAUGACCUCCAGGACAGAGCCGCGUUGGGUCCACGGAGGCACUGGUGGCGGCCUGCCGCCUUUCUUUGCACAAUGGUGACAACCUCAUCUCCCUUUUCUUCCCAAAGCUCAUUUAUGGUGGCCAGGAGGGGCUGCCCACCCAAAAGGUCUUCACAAACACCUGGCAAGGUCACUCCAGGAGGUAUCUUCUUCCCGAGCUGAUAUUCCUUGAGUCAUCUAGUGGUUAUCCUCAUGGCUGAGAGCAGAUCUGACUACUUGAUGUGCCUUUGUGUUUGGGGGACAAAUGCAUGCAUUGGCUGAAAUGAGGCAAAAGCCUCAGCUCGGGAAAGGGGUCCCCAGCAAUGGCCUCUCCUUGCUGUACAGCUGGGGACAUCUUUUCUGGUCUCCUGAGCUGAUGCCUGGGCUGGAACAAAGCUUGGAUGAUACUUAAUGCCGUCCAGAGGCACAGCAGCUGUGGACCGCCCGUUCUUACCUUCACACGCUGUUGGAUUGGGUGCCCACGACCUCCCAAGGCUUCCACCGGCCAGCAUGUUCCCCAAGAGCCCCCACUGGGCCAAAUCCGUGCUGGCUUCCUGCAUGGUGUCCUGGGGGCUGCGGGGCCACCCUAAUAGCGUGACUAUCAGAGCAGAAGUCAUACCUCAUCCUUGUAUCCCCUGGCUGCUCUUUCUUCCUCGUCAUCCUUCCUGAUUAUUUAUUGAUUUUUAAAAAAUUCAGCUGACAUUGUGUGCACUUUGUGGCUCGUUUUGCUGUUCUUGAUGCUUUAAUUAAGCCUGCUCUCGCUUCACCCAGCAAAUGGAUAGUGAAAAGCUCAAAUCAAGCUUCUUGAGAUCCUCAGACUUGGGCUGGUGGUGGGGUUCUAGGGCAUGGGGGCUCACUGGUAGGCGGACCCUGGGGUGUAAUGUUGGUAGGUUCGUGGCAUGUGCUGUACCUCCUUCCCUCCAGCUCCACGUUCCUUCUCUCUUACUGGGGACCUGGAUUCAGUCUCAGGGUAGGAAUCUCCAAAACUCAGUGGCACUGUCUUGGGGCCAGGUAGGGAGUGGGGUCACAGCUAUGGGGGGACUGUGACUGUUGACUCCAGUCUCUGACAUUUUAUCAGAAAAACCACUUUUCUUAUUGAGAGUAUUUCCUGAAAGGCCACUGCUACUCUGAAGAGGUAUGACAGUUUCCUGGUGAAGUGUGAAGUAUGCCAGUAGUCUUGGACGUCCCUGGGCCUGCCUCCUCUGCUCCCUGCAGGGCUUUGGCACUCUGUUUCUCCCUCUGCAAAUGGGAAGGGAGGAAUUGUGGGAGUCAGGGGCUGCAGAUGGCCUCAAGUGACUCACAGGUCUCCAGUAAUUGUAUGCCAUGUUUGAUUUUUCCAAGUCUGUUUAAGUGAGCAUUUUCCUGAGGAGAGUCCAUAGCUUUUAUUAGAUUCUGAAAGUUCAGAAUCCAGAAAGGGGUUAAAAAAAACACACACACACAAACUAUUCCAGCUUUAAAAUCCUCUAAAUCUUAAGACUCUUGCUGAUAAGGCUAAUAAGUGGCUAUGAGGUCAUCUUUCUGAGUACAAAUCCUCGAAGGCUAGAGCUCAUGGCAGUUUGAUGGGAGGAACUGGGCAAGUGUCUUUUGUUGGCUGAUUAAUCCCAGGGACAAACCUUGGGGAAAAUGGCCAUGGGGACGGAGCAGUGGGGAUUCCUGAGCUCUACCCUGUUGCCCACAAGCUGAUAACUGUUCAGGAAUGAGGGAGCCGCGUGGGCUUUGCUGAGUCAGAACAGGUCCCCCGAGCGAGGCACUGUGGGCAGCUGCGCUGCAUGCUGCCCGGGUCCUGGCCCCACCUCUGCGGUCCUCCCUUAGGCUGUUUGAGCCCUGGCAUGUCUUCGGCCUGCUCUCUCAUUUUACAGAUGAGAAAAGCAAGGCCCAGAGAAGGGAAGUGACUUGCAGAAGUGAGCCCAGCAUCAUGGAUAGCACAAGUCAAACAUUUUGAGUAAAAUUAGGAUGUUAUUGGCUCCAUGUGUAAAACAUCCAGAGAUGGGCUUUCCCAGCCCAGCUCUCUGCAGCAUUUCAAAGGUCUGUAACCAGGCAUAGAUUUCUGACUCUACUCUGCCUCUCACGCCUGGGCUUCCUCCUCAGACUGCCUAGCAGCCCCUGCAGCCCCCGCGAGAGCUGCUCUCUGCCUUCACAUGCCAUCGCCGUCGCCCCAGUGCGGGAGAGGCCAUCGUGCUUUUCCGUUUCCCCAGCAGACAUCUCUUCCUGUCAUUGGCUUACCAAAGGGGACUUAACCCAAUCCACGCCAGCCACUGUGGUGGGGAUUAAGUACACCAGUGGCUUAAGCCAGCUGGGCCCAUACCUGGGGAAACGGCGGCUGAGAAUCGCACAAGAGCGUUUCCCGUCAAGCAUUGGCAUGCUGUUGGCAGGAAAACUGGAAACUCCCAUACGGUGGCAGUGGGCGGGGAAGGGGGGUGCUCUCACAUGUCCACCACACACGGCUGGGCUCCUGGGGCCCUGGGAACCCCAGCCCAGGCUCUGUCCACUGUGCCAGAAGAGAGCUCCUUGGAGAGCAGCCCUGGGCCCCAGGCAGGGAGCAGGGGAGUCAGUGCUGAGGCUGACGCUGCAAAGCCAGGGACUGAUGAGGGGAGAGGGCUGAGCAAUCUCCCAGCCUUUGGUCGCCCUGCAGUGAGCCUGGUGGCUGAUUUUCUCCCUGGAGCCCCUGCCCUCCUCCCCUGGUUAGGGGAGAAAGGAGGGCGUGUUUACAGCCUCUGGCUCCAGAAGCAAUUGAAGAAAGUUCUUAAAUUGAUGCCUUUUGAAACCCUGGCUUCAUCAGGUGUCAUCCAGCAAACCUCAUGGGCUGGGCUUCGUGGAAGGAGCCAGAUACCAGAAAGUAGGACAUUAAUCAGGGAAGCUGGUAACAAGGGCAUUUCAUGUGGCAAUGGUGGGUUUGGAGGCUUGAUGCAGCCAGUCUCUACUGUGGCCAGAAGGGGCGACAAGAGGCCAAUCCUACCUCGACGUGAACUGGGCCUCUGGGUCAAAGGUGGAAUGCCAGCACAGAGAAUACUGAGAGCUGUGAUGUGUGCUUUACCUGUUCUUUUCAAGGCAGCAUGAACACAAACAUGGAAGACUGGAAAGAACUCACGUGGUUGUGAUAAAAAAUGCUUUCUCCAGGGAAUCUCACACCCCAGUGGCCACUGUUCAGCUAAAGGUGGCUGGACUCUGACCAUGUGCCAUCAGGAACUGGCAACUUCCCCCUCAACUGUCCCCUCCGAAGAGCCCGGAGCUGUCAUUGUGUCCUUGGUGGCCCUCCCCUGUGGUCUGGGCUACCAAGUGUCCAGUCGGCUGUCCGCCUUUUGUUUCUCAUUAAAGCAGUAGCCCCCUGACCCUAGGGUGCCCUCUGUGUUUAGGGGGCUUGGGAGGAACAGCAGAGAUGGGCAAAGGGUCAUCUCAGUAGGUCAACCACUUCUUUCCAUGCCCAAAGAGCACUGUGUUCUUACAAGCUGCCAGCCUGCUAGCAGCGCCCACUUCCCUCUCAGCCCAUCAGGAAUCCUACUUGUGUUGAGCUUAACCCCACUGCUCAGCUGCUGUCACGUACAGAGCUGCUUUGCUGCCCGCCUGCUGCCAGCCCUGCACUGGACCCCAGCUUUAGCCCCAGGUGAGCGUGGUGCGCACAGUCCCCUUCACGCUUCAUGAAUUCAUGCCAAAGUUCCCUGAGCACUUUGUCUUCUUUGCAGUCUUGUUUGGUUGGUUGUUUGCAUUUUAAAAUUUGCUUUAUUUUUCUCCUUGCUUUGUUUCUGUAUUUGUUUUGCAGCUGAGCAUUAAUCCAGAUGCAUUUUGAAUGAAGUUCUUCGGUCUCUGUUCUGUUUUAUUUAUUGUUGGACAUUUCCAAUGAUCUGAAUCAAAGUGAAUAAAAAAAGCUAUUUUAUCGUU